This is a messenger RNA of Cucurbita moschata (crookneck pumpkin), 1150 nucleotides long. RefSeq names its product ethylene-responsive transcription factor ABI4. Gene Ontology annotation, biological process: response to stress; positive regulation of DNA-templated transcription. Lineage: Eukaryota; Viridiplantae; Streptophyta; Magnoliopsida; Cucurbitales; Cucurbitaceae. The coding region runs from base 1 to 963 and encodes 320 amino acids. Gene Ontology annotation, molecular function: transcription cis-regulatory region binding; DNA-binding transcription factor activity. The record is from RefSeq and is a predicted model, not a curated record. The transcript has a single exon. Gene Ontology annotation, cellular component: nucleus.
AUGGACGACCACUCACCUUCCUCCUCUUUCCCUCACCCUCCCCGAGACCACCCAUCCUCUUCCUCUUCCUCUCCCUCUCCUGACCCUAAUUCCCCAUUAUUACCUCCCCCAAACCCUCCCCCUCCUUCCAACACUACCCCUUCUUCUCCCACUCCCACCAAUGGCGCCCGUAAAAGAAAAGGCAAGGGCGGCCCCGACAACAACAAGUUCCGUUACCGCGGCGUCCGCCAACGCAGCUGGGGCAAAUGGGUCGCUGAGAUCCGCGAGCCACGUAAACGCACGCGCAAGUGGCUCGGCACUUUCUCCACCGCUGAAGACGCCGCCCGUGCCUAUGACCGAGCUGCUAUCAUCCUCUACGGCUCCCGUGCUCAGCUUAACCUCCAAGCCGCCUCCCCUAAUUCCUCCUCCUCCUCCCAUUCCUCCUCUUCCCAAUCCAACUCCCGCUCCAACAACCUCCAGACUCUCCGCCCUCUCCUUCCCCGCCCUGCCGCCGCGGCCUUCUCCUUCUCCUCCAUGGCUUCCUCUCUCCCUAUUAUGACAUCUCAUCAAUCCUCCUCCUCCAACUCCAACUCUUCUAAUUUUCUCCCUUAUGGGGUUUAUCCAUCUCCUGGAUUCACCCUAAUGUGUCCCAAUCUAGUGCAUCAAUACCCACCCCAACUUACCCAACACCCCCACGCUUUUUCCGCUCCCUCAAAUGAAAUUCCAUCCACUUCCACUGUUACUACCUCUAUUGCCACUCCAUCCCCACCUUCCACAACCUCGUACCACCAAAACCCUAAUCCCCUACUUGUUGCUUCCCCUCAAAUUAACCCCUCGCCAGUUGCACCACCACCGCUCGUUUCAGAUCUGGUUGUUGGGCCCAUUGGGCCUGGAUCUCCGGCGGUGGGCUGGCCGUUGGAGAACGAUGAAGAUUAUCUUCCUUCUCUUUGGGACUACGGUGAUCCUUUCUUCUUCGACUUGUGAGAUCACUAUUGUGGUUUUUGCGACAAUGGGUCUCCUUCAAACUCAUCCGGAAACAACGACAUCUCGUCGAUUUGAGCUUCAAUCUCGGCUUGCAUGUAACCACCACCGCCUUGAGACGGCGGCGAUGGCGAUGGCGAUUGUCUACUACUGGUUCGUAAUAUGAUAAAUUCAGAUUUUUAUUAUAUAC